AUUGCAGGUUCUUCAGCAAAAGCACUUGUGAGCUUGAAAGAGGGAAGUUUAUCCAGUUCGUGGAAUGAAAAGUAUAAUUCUCUGCAGAAAACACCCAUUUGGAAAAGCAAGAAUGCUGGUUCUGCAGUGGAAAUGCCCUUCAGAAAUUCAAAACGGAGUCGACUCUUCUGUGAAGAAGAUGACAGACAAAUAAACACAAGGUCACCCAAAAGAAAUCAGAAGGUUGCGAUGGUUCCACAGAAGUUUAAUACAACAAUGCCAACACCAGACAAGAAGGCAUCACAGAAGAUUGGUUUACGGCUUCGUAACCUGCUCAAACUUCCCAAAGCUCACAAGUGGUGCAUAUACGAAUGGUUCUAUUCAAAUAUAGAUAAGCCACUAUUUGAAGGAGAUAAUGACUUCUGUGUAUGUCUGAAAGAAUCUUUUCCAAAUUUGAAAACCAGAAAAUUGACAAGAGUAGAAUGGGGGAAAAUCAGACGAUUAAUGGGAAAACCACGGAGAUGUUCCUCUGCGUUCUUUGAGGAAGAGAGAUCAGCGUUAAAACAGAAACGGCAGAAAAUAAGACUUUUGCAGCAGCGGAAAGUUGCAGAUAUUUCACAGUUCAAAGAUCUUCCAGAAGAAAUUCCAUUACCGCUUGUAAUAGGAACGAAAGUUACAGCACGUUUGCGAGGUGUCCAUGAUGGACUAUUCACUGGACAAAUAGACGCUGUAGACACUCUUAAUGCUACAUACAGAGUGACUUUUGACAGGGCAGGUCUUGGAACACACACAGUCCCAGAUUAUGAAGUUCUUAGUAACGAGCCUCAUGAAACCAUGCCAAUUGCUGCCUUUGGACAGAAACAACGUCCUUCAAGGUUCUUUAUGACCCCUCCCCGAUUGAAUUAUCCACCUUCACUCCAGUCUCCGAUUACAGACAGUGAUCCUUUAUUAGGACAAUCUUCGUGGAAAAACAAAAUUUCAGGCACAGAUAGUGAAACACUAGGAGGCUUUCCAGUGGAAUUCCUCAUUCAAGUG
Fulmarus glacialis (Northern fulmar) is the source of this 1014-nucleotide messenger RNA. RefSeq names its product protein lin-9 homolog. Gene Ontology annotation, cellular component: transcription repressor complex; nucleoplasm. Gene Ontology annotation, molecular function: DNA binding. The annotation marks the transcript as partial. The transcript is spliced from 9 exons. Gene Ontology annotation, biological process: regulation of cell cycle; DNA-templated transcription; regulation of transcription by RNA polymerase II. NCBI's taxonomy places the organism in Eukaryota, Metazoa, Chordata, Aves, Procellariiformes, Procellariidae. The record is from RefSeq and is a predicted model, not a curated record.